Messenger RNA from Prunus armeniaca (apricot), 1287 nucleotides. NCBI's taxonomy places the organism in Eukaryota, Viridiplantae, Streptophyta, Magnoliopsida, Rosales, Rosaceae. The record is from the annotation of a GenBank genome assembly.
AUGGAUUCAACAAAAGCAACAAAACAAGAAAACUUCUCAGGCAUGGCUUGUAGCUGGUCUAAGAUUUCCCCAAUCAUUCCCAUUCUUGUUUGCUUCCUUCUUGUUGUUUCUUCAAUAUGUCCAGUUGCCCAUGCCUCCAAAAUCAGCGGAGACCGCACCGCCAACCAGACCUUCAACCCGGAGCAAGAAUUAAAAAAGCUGAACAUCAUAAGGGAUCGUCUCAAGAAGAUCAACAAGCCUGCUAGUCCAGAUGGGGAUCUCAUAGAUUGUGUUCUAUCUCAUCAUCAACCAGCUUUUGAUCAUCCUCAAUUAAAAGGGCAGAAGCCAUUGGAUCCACCUGAGAGACCCAAAGGACAAAAGCCUCCUGGUAUGGUCACUGAGAAUUUUCAGCGAUGGACCAUGUCUGGUACUCUCUGCCCAGAAGGAACAAUUCCAAUUAGAAGAACAAGAGAGCAAGAUAUGAUGAGAGCUAGCUCUGUUAAAAGAUUUGGAAGAAAAUUGAGAAGGCAUGUCAGAAGAGAUUCAUCCAGCAAUGGCCAUGAGCAUGCAGUUGGGUAUGUGAGUGGAGAUCAAUAUUAUGGAGCAAAAGCUAGCAUCAAUGUGUGGGCGCCCCGCGUUGUCAAUCAAUAUGAAUUCAGCUUGUCUCAAAUGUGGGUCAUCUCUGGUUCAUUUGGUGAUGACCUCAACACCAUUGAAGCUGGUUGGCAGGUCAGCCCAGAGCUAUAUGGGGACAACUAUCCAAGAUUCUUUACUUAUUGGACUACGGAUGCAUAUCAAGCAACUGGGUGCUACAAUCUGCUGUGUUCAGGUUUUGUUCAGACCAAUAGCAGAAUUGCCAUUGGAGCUGCAAUUUCUCCAACUUCAUCCUACAAUGGUGGACAGUUUGAUAUUAGCUUAUUGAUUUGGAAGGAUCCAAAGCAUGGAAAUUGGUGGCUGGAAUUCGGGUCCGGGGUCCUAGUUGGAUACUGGCCAUCAUUCUUGUUCACUCAUCUUCAAAACCACGCAAGCAUGGUGCAAUUUGGUGGAGAAGUUGUGAACUCGAGGCCUUCUGGUUCUCACACCGCCACACAAAUGGGAAGUGGGCAUUUUGCAGGUGAAGGUUUUGGGAAAGCUUCCUAUUUUCGAAACAUGCAAGUUGUGGAUUGGGACAAUAGCUUAAUCCCAUUAUCGAACCUCAAAGUUUUGGCUGAUCAUCCAAAUUGCUACGACAUACAAGGAGGGAUUAAUAACUUUUGGGGGAAUUAUUUUUACUAUGGUGGUCCUGGAAGAAAUGUGAGGUGUCCCUAA